Molecule: messenger RNA, 3040 nt
Organism: Pungitius pungitius (ninespine stickleback)
Lineage: Eukaryota; Metazoa; Chordata; Actinopteri; Perciformes; Gasterosteidae
Gene: papss1
Product: 3'-phosphoadenosine 5'-phosphosulfate synthase 1
Exons: 12
Coding region: 150-2024 (624 amino acids)
Biological process (GO): sulfate assimilation; 3'-phosphoadenosine 5'-phosphosulfate biosynthetic process
Molecular function (GO): sulfate adenylyltransferase (ATP) activity; adenylylsulfate kinase activity; ATP binding
Source: RefSeq, a predicted model, not a curated record
UGGUUGUUGCACCAAGCACCUCCGGGUCCCUCCAUUCAUUGGAGACAAGUCACAUCUCCCGUUAUAGAACAAAUCUGGGCUAGCAACAAAAAAAGUCCAGUUUUUCGGUUUGUGUUUUGAUGACCGGUUGAAACGGACCGCUCGCAAACAUGGAAACUUACGGCAACUCGAACAAGAAACCGAAGCUAGGCAACGCUGCCCAAAACUGGGGAAUGCAACGUGCAACCAAUGUCACCUAUCAAGCUCAUCAUGUUAGCCGAAACAAGCGUGGGCAGGUUGUGGGCACAAGAGGAGGGUUCAGAGGAUGCACCGUUUGGCUGAGUGGUUUGUCAGGCGCAGGAAAGACCACAGUGAGCAUGGCUCUGGAGGAGUACCUGGUGUGUCACGGUAUCCCCUGCUACACCCUGGAUGGGGACAACAUCCGCCAGGGGCUGAACAAAAACCUAGGCUUCAGCCCAGAGGACCGUGAAGAGAACAUCAGGCGCAUUGCUGAGGUGGCUCGGCUUUUUGCUGAUGCUGGGCUGGUCUGCAUCGCCAGCUUUAUCUCCCCCUACAGCAGGGAUCGCCUCAAUGCUCGGAAGAUCCAUGAGGCUGCAGGGCUACCUUUUUUUGAGGUGUUUGUGGACGCUCCACUGGAUGUCUGUGAGAAGAGGGACGUAAAAGGGCUGUACAAGAGAGCCAGAGCGGGAGAGAUACGAGGUUUCACUGGGAUUGACUCAGAGUACGAGAAGCCAGAAGCCCCAGAGCUGGUGCUGAAGACUGACUCUUGCAGUGUGAAUGAGUCCAUACAACAGCUUGUUGACCUGCUUCAAGAGAGGGAUAUAGUUCCCAUUGAUGGUUCUUAUGAAAUUAAAGAGCUGUACGUUCAAGAGAAUAAACUGGACCUGGCUAAGGCUGAUGCGGAGACACUGCCUGCUGUGCAGAUUGGGAAGGUGGACAUGCAGUGGGUGCAGGUGCUGGCUGAAGGCUGGGCCACUCCUCUGAAUGGCUUUAUGAGAGAGAGAGAGUAUUUGCAGUGUCUUCAUUUUGACUGUCUGCUUGAUGGUGGCGUCAUCAACCUGUCGGUGCCCGUGGUGCUGCCGAUCUCUACUGCCGAUAAGGAGCGCUUGGACGGCGUGACCGCGGUGGCUUUGGUCUACAACGGCCGACGAGUAGCCAUCCUGCGCAACCCCGAGUUCUAUGAACACCGCAAAGAAGAGCGGUGUGCUCGUCAGUGGGGCACCACCUGCAAGGACCACCCUUACAUCAAGAUGGUGAUGGAAAGUGGGGACUGGCUGGUCGGGGGAGACCUGCAGGUUCUGGACAAGAUCUACUGGAACGAUGAACUCGAUCAGUACCGACUGACACCCACCGAGCUCAAACAGAAGUUCAAAGAAAUGAAUGCCGAUGCUGUGUUUGCCUUCCAGCUCCGCAACCCAGUCCACAACGGCCACGCCCUGCUGAUGCAGGACACCCACAAGCGCCUCAUCGAGCGCGGCUACCGCCGGCCCGUUCUGCUUCUCCACCCGCUGGGAGGAUGGACCAAGGACGACGACGUGCCGCUGCCCUGGCGAAUGAAGCAGCACGCCGCCGUGCUGGAGGAGGGCAUCCUCAAUCCAGAGUCUACCAUCGUGGCCAUCUUUCCUUCACCCAUGAUGUACGCCGGGCCGACAGAGGUUCAGUGGCAUUGCAGAGCCCGAAUGGUGGCUGGAGCCAACUUCUACAUAGUGGGCCGUGACCCUGCAGGCAUGCCCCACCCUGACACGGGAAAAGAUCUGUACGAGCCCACUCAUGGCGCCAAGGUCCUCACCAUGGCCCCCGGCCUCAUCACCCUGGAGAUUGUACCCUUUAAGGUUGCAGCUUACAACAAGGUCAAAAAAGCAAUGGAUUUUUAUGACACCAACAACCAUCAAGAUUAUGACUUCAUCUCAGGCACACGUAUGCGUAAGAUGGCUCGCGAGGGAGAGAAUCCGCCGGAAGGCUUCAUGGCCCCGAAGGCCUGGGCCGUGCUGAAGGAAUACUAUAAAUCACUGGAGAAGGCCUAAAGGUUGAGUCUCAGAUGACACAAACAUGGAAAGACCUUGACGUCUAACCGGGUCGAUGUGGGACCACUCAUCUACUGUCACAAAUCUGCGUUUUGGCUUCUGUCUGUGUCACUUUCACCCGCAACUGAACAUGAAACUGCUCCCAGUCUCAGUUGUUGUUGUUAGUCUUAUGACAUCAGAGUGAGUUUGGUUAAAUUAAGUGUAACUAAACGUUUAUUUUUAUUAAAAAAAAAAUUUAAAAAAAGAACUCCCUUUGAUUUGGAAUUAUAGUAGAAGUCAAACAAAGAAGUUCUUUAAAUAGAUGUGUUUUUCUCACUAACUUUCUAACUGUAUAUUCAAUUAACUGUUAACAUUUCAAAGACUUUCAAAGUACUGUUGACCAGUAUUUAAAUAGGUGUGGAUGUACGUUCAUUAUUUGUGGUGUCCAAAUUUACAAAGGUACUGCCCACUCAACUCCUUAAUGAAACCCCCAAAAAUUUGCUUUGUACUUUAUGUUUACAAGUGGCAGUGGUAAUUGCGCAAAAUUGGGUAUGCCCAAUUUCUUUCUGUAAAAGUUGAUGCCUUGGUCCUCGGAAAGUGAUGUCACAUGAUGUCUUGUUUGAAUUAGGACACUCACUAAAACACACACACACACACACACCUGCUUCUUGUCUCACUUGACUUUGUUACACUGUCUGAUACGGUCUAGUAGUUGAAGAAUUUCGGAUAUACAACCGAAUACGUCGUAAACUUCUACAAACCAUUUCUAUUUAUUCUGUCCUAACAUUGCUUUGUUCUUCUUAUUCUCUUUAUAACUGUGGUGCAUGUAGCUUUGGUGCUCCAAACUUACUAGUCUUAUCAUCAAUAUUGAUAUUUUGUUACAUUGUCAUCUUCCUUUUUUGUUUUCCUCAUGCGUUGCUAAUAUAUUCCACGCAGUAAUUCAUUGUGUGGCCCUGCAUUGUCAGACAGUUGGUAGUUCCAUCAUGGGAUCAGAUUUGUAAUGGUUCUUAAAUAAUUCAAAAAAAUAAAUAAUUUUG